This is a messenger RNA of Geodia barretti, 328 nucleotides long. NCBI's taxonomy places the organism in Eukaryota, Metazoa, Porifera, Demospongiae, Tetractinellida, Geodiidae. The record is from the annotation of a GenBank genome assembly.
AGCGGCAGUGAUGGGAAGUACUUUGAGAUGGUCAUCAGUUGAGUACAACAGCGGCAGUCAUGGCAAGAACAAAGAGAAACUGGUUGGAGACUUACGUGGAGGGUUGGGUGAUGGGUGUGGGCCGGCACGCCAGUCUGGUUGUUCUGGUGAUGGGAACGAGGAUGGGAACGACACUGCUCAUAUGGACGAGCCCCACCAUGACGAGGACGAGAGCGUGAACCUGCUGAGUUGUUUCUGCCAGGUAUUGCAGAUUUGCCAGCAAUUGCAACUGCAGACGUCCCUGUGGUGGAGCUUCCAGCUACAGCAGUUGCAUUUGCAGCGGAAGAGG